Molecule: messenger RNA, 2268 nt
Organism: Ornithorhynchus anatinus (platypus)
Lineage: Eukaryota; Metazoa; Chordata; Mammalia; Monotremata; Ornithorhynchidae
Gene: PRDM8
Product: PR/SET domain 8
Exons: 5
Coding region: 186-2168 (660 amino acids)
Biological process (GO): regulation of DNA-templated transcription
Cellular component (GO): nucleus
Molecular function (GO): protein binding
Source: RefSeq, a predicted model, not a curated record
CCCCCCUCCCUCCCACCCCCGACAUGGAAAUAUCCUGAUUCGAUCGCGCACCGGGGCAAGGAGUGACCUUCUUCUUUUUUUGCGGGAUUUCCUCGGUUUGGGAUUCGGACUUCUUUCCUGCGCUCGGUCCAGUGGUCCGGGUGGUCGGUGGUCUGGCUCCGGUGAGGCGCGCGUCGGUCGCCGGGAUGGAGGAGGCCGGGGUCCAGGGGAGCGUAUGGGACGGCGACGCCCGGGCGGUGCAGCAGUGCCUGACGGAUAUCUUCACCAGCGUCUACACCACCUGCGACGUCCCGGACAGCGCCAUCUUCGGCCCCUGCGUGUUGAGCCACACGUCCCUCUACGACAGCAUCGCUUUCAUCGCCCUCAAGGCCACCGACAAGAGGACCGUCCCCUACAUAUUUCGGGUGGACACUUCCGCGGCGAACGGCUCCUCGGAAGGGCUGAUGUGGCUUCGCCUGGUCCAAUCGGCCCGGGGCCGGGAGGAGCAGAACCUGGAGGCCUACAUAAAGAAUGGACAAUUGUUUUACCGCUCCCUCCGCAGGAUCUCCAAGGACGAGGAGCUGCUGGUCUGGUACGGCAAAGACCUGACCGAUUUGCUGCUACUCAGCCCCGCCGGAGCCGCCGGCACAAUGAACGGGUCACCCCCCUUCCCCUGCCCGGACUGCAGCCAACGUUUCCAGUUCGAGUUCCCCUUCGCCGCCCACCUGCGCUUCCGCUGCCCCCGGAGACCGUCCGGUCCCGACGGGCCCCGGGACGGACCCCAGGACCGACCCCAGGACGGCCCCCCGGACCGAGCCGGCGGCGGGGCGGCCAAGGACGGCGGCGGCAAAGAGGCGGCGCCCCCGGCCCCCGGCCCCCCCAGAUACCGCUCCCCGGCCGGGCCCGCCCACCGCCCCUUUGCGCCCGGCCAGGACGCCGGGCCCGGGGCCUCGGGGGCCGGGGCCGUGGCCAAGCCCUCCACCGACUUCCACAACCUGGCCCGGGAGCUGGAAAACUCCCGAGGGGGCGACGGCUGCUCCCCGGACCCCAGCCCGCCCGGCGCCCCGCCCGGCGCCCCGCCGUGCGCCCCGCCGUGCGCCCCGCCGUGCGCCCCGCCGUGCGCCCUACCGGGCGCUUCGCCCUGCGCCCCGGCCGGGGCCGCGAAGGGCCGGCGGAGAGCGGCCGGGGAGGAGGCGGACGAGCCGGCCGGCCCCCCUCAGCAGCACUACCGGCCGGCCGGCAGCUACUUCGGCCUGGACGAGGGCGGCCGCCUCUUCGGGCCGCCCAGCCCCGAAACGGGCGAGGCCAAGCGCAGCGCCUUCGUGGAGGUGAAAAAGGCCCCUCGGGGGGCGCCGGGGGCCGGGGGGGCCCCGGAGGAGGGGCCCGCCGACGGGGCCGAGGACCCGGCCGCCCGGUCCUCCGGCUCCUCCCCCGGCUCCUCUUCGUCGUCGCCGGCCACGGUGGCCCGGCCCGGGGGGGCUCUGUCCGGCCGGCUGGACGGAGGGAGCCCGGCCAGGGGCAGCGCCUUCACCUCGGUGCCGCAGCUGGGAGGCGGGCCCGCCGGGGUCCCCGACGAGCGGAAAAGCGCCUUCUCGCAGCCCGCUCGCUCCUCCUUCCCCCCGAUGGCCCCCCUGGUGCUGGGCCAGAAGCUGGGGCCCGUGGAGCCCUGCCUCCCGGGCGAAGGCGUGGGACCCCCGCGCCUCUACGCCGCCGACCCCCUGGCCGUGAAGCUGCCCGGGGCGGCGGAGCUGGGCGGAGGAGGAGCCGGAGGAGCCGGAGGAGCCGCAGCGGGGGGAGCGGGAGGAGCGGGAGGAGGAGGCGGCGGCCCCCUCCCCAAGCACAGCCCCUUCCUCUACGCCACCGCCUUCUGGCCCAAGGGAGCCGGGGCCGGGGCCGGCUCGGGGGCCGGUCCUGGGCCCCUCCAGCUCCAGCUGCCCUCGGCGCUGACGCUCCUGCCGCCGUCCUUCACGUCGCUCUGCCUCCCGGCGCAAAACUGGUGUGCUAAAUGCAACGCGUCCUUCCGCAUGACCUCCGACCUGGUCUACCACAUGCGCUCCCACCACAAGAAGGAGUUCGCCCUCGAGCCGCUCGUCAAGAGGAGGCGGGAGGACAAGCUCAAGUGCCCCAUCUGCAACGAGUCCUUUAGGGAACGCCACCACCUGUCCAGGCACAUGACCUCGCACAACUGAACCGCGGGCGCCCUGGGCGCACCACCUGGGCGCACCACCUGGAACCCGGACCCUGCGCGCGCGCGCGCGCGCGAGAGAGAGAGACCCCCCCCCCAACCCC